AUGUCUGUUUGUCUCUCUUCCUCUCUCUCUCUCUUUCUCUCUCUCUCUUCCUCUCUCUUUCUUUCUUUCUCGCUUUCCCUCUCUCUCUUUCACUAUCUCUCUCUCUCUCUCUCUCUCUCUCUCUCUUUAUCUAUCGAUCGAUCGAUCAAUCUCAUGCCAUUGGCAGAGGCGAUGUUUCCGCUUCUACCUCUCGCUUUGUUUCUGUUUCCUUUCUCUUCGAUUUGUUUAAUCUGUUUAAAUAUCUAUAAUAAUGCGGAAUUUAUAGACAGACAUGUUUGGCUGUGUUUCACCUAUUUGGGAAGGGCUUAUCCCUCUCUCUCUCUUUCUUUCUUUCUUUCUUUCUCUUUUUGUUUUUAUGCUUUUUUUAUUUCUCUUCUCUCAUUCUUUUCAUCUUUCUUUCUUUCUUUAACACAUACUUUAUAUUCUUAUCAUUGCUCAAACGCUCGGUCCUUGAUAUCCUUAUCAUUCUUUCUUUCUUUCUUUCUUUCUUUCUUUCUUUCUUUCCUUCUCUUCUUUCCUUCUCUUCUUUUUCUCUUGUUUCCUUUUUUGUCUCUUUUCUCUUUCUAUUACUCAAAAGAGGUCUGUACGCGGCUUCUCGCUGAAGUUGAGCCAAGUAAAAUGCCCGUAAGGAACUCCAGUCACUCUCUCCGUGCCUACCGUGAAACACCGUCAAAUAUAUUCAAAGGUUACACGAUUAAUUUAAAGGACUCUCUCUCUCUCUCUCUCUCUCUCUCUCUCUCUCUCUCUCUCUCUCUCUCUCGUUUUCUUUCUGUUAGUUCCUUCUCGAUUCAUCAAGAACAGAUAUCCGACAUUUUGAAUCCGCUCACAAAACGAGACAGCCCUUAG
Messenger RNA from Acanthosepion pharaonis, 846 nucleotides. NCBI's taxonomy places the organism in Eukaryota, Metazoa, Mollusca, Cephalopoda, Sepiida, Sepiidae. The record is from the annotation of a GenBank genome assembly.